This is a messenger RNA of Tremella mesenterica DSM 1558, 1314 nucleotides long. RefSeq lists its product as uncharacterized. Gene Ontology annotation, biological process: phosphatidylinositol phosphate biosynthetic process; inositol phosphate biosynthetic process. The record is from RefSeq and is a predicted model, not a curated record. The coding region runs from base 1 to 1314 and encodes 437 amino acids. Gene Ontology annotation, cellular component: cytoplasm; nucleus. The transcript is spliced from 4 exons. Gene Ontology annotation, molecular function: inositol-1,4,5,6-tetrakisphosphate 3-kinase activity; inositol hexakisphosphate kinase activity. NCBI's taxonomy places the organism in Eukaryota, Fungi, Basidiomycota, Tremellomycetes, Tremellales, Tremellaceae.
AUGUCCCCUGAACCACUCAGACUUCCUUCACAACUCGACCUUGAACUCGCUCCACAAACUCCACUAGAAAGUCAGGUAGGUGGUCACGCAGGUGUCAUGUCUGAUUCAUCCGGAUCACUAGUUAUCAAACCCGCUCGAGCACGUGAAGUCGCAUUUUACCAGCUGAUCGCUUCUUCCGGUAGUCAAAACCCUCUAAGCAGAUUGAAACCUUUCGUCCCUGUCUUCUAUGGGACUUUGCGAUAUGAAGGACACAAUCUUUCGCCUGACUUCACAGAUGGAAACAGAGAAGGCAAAGAACAAGUCCCAGAGUCGGUCGUCAUGGAGAAUCUUUCUUUUGAUUACACGCAUCCAACUAUUCUAGACGUCAAACUCGGAAAGGUAUUAUAUGAUGAACGUGCACCUCCGGCUAAACGUGCGAGGAUGGAGAAGACUGCAGAGUCGACUACGAGUGGAGAGACAGGUAUAAGAUUGACUGGUGGUCGUACAUGGCAUCACCCCUCUCAAACAUACAUCCUCACUCCUAAACCAUAUGGUAAAUCCAUAUCCCCCGACCAACUCCCUCAAGGCAUAGCUCGUAUAUUCCCUUUCCCAAAUGACGUCAUAUCCCCCGUCCUCUUUCCUCCUUCCACCGCAUUGACAUCCGCUACAGAUCCCAGCACAUCACCAUCAGAUAAAAUUCAUUCUCCGUCAACCCCUCCCACUCCAAUAUCUGCUGUUGUCCUUUCUUCCUCGCAAUCGGACUCACAACCACCAUCACCGACCUAUACGAAUCACGCAAUCUCAGUGAUGAACAUGUCAAGAGUUCUGGAAAUACUGCUGGGACAUCUCGACGAGCUCAUUUCGGUCUUGGAACGAUUAGAAGCUAGAUUCGUGGGAAUGUCACUUUUGAUAGUUUACGAAUCAGAUCCUGAUCGGUUGGUCACUUCACUGGAUCGAUUUGAAGCCUUGCAAAACAAACUCGCGGCUAAAGCGAUUGCAAAGGAGAGUUUACCCCCUACGCCUAUCUCUCCAAAACAAGGUUGGUUUGACGAUGGAGAUGAAGAUGACGAUGAGGGGGAAUUUGACGACGAGGAUAGUGAUGAUGAGAGUGAUGAAGAUGACGAUGAGGAUGAUGGACGGGUAGCAGAUGAAAAAAGAGCUAAACGUUGUCCUCCCGUUACUAUGCGAUUGAUAGACUUUGUUCAUUCGAGAUUGGCUCCUGGUGAAGGUCCAGAUGAAGGUGUUUUGUUCGGUUUGUCUACAUUUAGGACAUUACUUGAGGAACGUUUGGAAAAGGCUAGAGGUAUGAUAGACGAGAUAUCCAAGCAUUCAUGA